UGAAAAAAAGAACAAAUGUCAUUCAGUCCAUGUCAAACCCCCCAUGUUCACCUCAUAUUUGUUACUUCCGUCUUCUUUUUUUGAGGAAAAAAAAUGCAGAUGACUGUACAGUAUUAUGACAAAUGACUGAGGUUAGUAACCACAUCCUGUUCCAGCAUUAUUUAAGGCAAAAGCCAACAACACACAUAUUAAUAGAUGCCUGCACUUCAGGCUUGUACUACAAAAACAACCUUAUACACAGCAAAUCUAAAUAGUCUCACUCCAGAGCUCUUUGUCAGCAUUCCUGGGACUGAGGACAUGACGCUCAUCAAAGGCCUGAUUGACUUAGGGACUUUAGCUGUGGAUGUUUUCACUAGCGGUAAUAGAGAAGGUUCCAGGAGAACUACUGUCCUCGUCUUCACAUGUGUUUUUCCAAGCGUCAUGCUCAGCGUCUUACUGUUCCUGUACCUCCUCUCUACUUUGACUUGUGGCCCAGCCGUGUCUGCGGGAAUUGCUGUCCUCCAUGGGGUGGUGCUGACAUUUGCCCUUUUCCUGUCACAGAGAAUACGAUGCAUUUUUACCCUAUUUGUCAUAUCCCUUUUCACCAAGAAGAGUCGAAGUCUGCUGCUAACCGCUGGGACAAGUGUAGUUGUUCUCGGGAAUAUCCGCAACACUUUGGAGAACCUCACAUGCUUGGUCGGGAGCAUGAUUUGUAACCUGAGGGCCAAGAAGGCGUCCGUCAUUGCUCCCUUUAGAAACUAUGUGGACAUGUUGAAAUGGCUAGCUAAUAUAUUGCAAGGGGUGACAGAUCUCAAGGUAGUCAACCUGGACUCCCAGCUGAAGAUUUCACCCAAAGUGGACUUGGAACAUUUUCGGGAGAGACUCAACCAAGCAGAAUUAAUGCUUAAUCAAAGUGUCAAAUAUGCAGUGACCUUUAUAAACACGGUCUCCUCUAUGAAGGAACGUGUUUAUCCUACCGCCAGCUUCCUGGUGCUCAUGAUCUUUAUAGCCUUGCACAUAAGAAAUUACUGCAGUGAUAAGAAGUACAAAAAUAACUUUAUCAGCAAGCAAUUCAUUCAUUUUGACGAGAAGCAGAAGGCGGAAGGAAAACAGCACGUGCUUCCUCUCACAUCAGACGAGGAGAAGCUUUACCCUUCUCUUCCUUCCAUCCGUCCCACCGCCCGUGAAGGAAAAGCUCUCUUGAAAUUUGGCAUCCCAAUAAUAUCCCAUUUGGUUGCUUGGGCGAUAUUUAUAACUGUGGAUGCUUUGUUCUACUAUUUUGUUGCCAUUAUUACAACCAAGCUAUCAGAGAUGGAACCAUUCCACGUCCCUCUGCUCAUGAGUCUCAAAGGUGUUGCAACCUUAAUUGGAGUACAGCUGGGUGAGGAGAACCACCAAAAGGACUUUUCCUAUUCCGUGACGUUGUUUGAGAAGCAAUGCCUCCCCAAACCCAAACUGUUGCUCAACAACACCCUCAUCCCACUGGCUGCUAUCCUGCUGACCUUGCUCAUUAUGGCCCCACUUGCGGCCAAGGCGGUCCAGAUCAGGCUCAUGGUUUGUGAGAAAUUCUACUGCAUAGCUGCAGAGGAGAGGAUCAAGUACUUGCAUGGAAAAAUUCUGAGGAAGAGGUUAAAAAGGAGCAAGGAUAAAGAAAACAGAAAGACUUUUACGUCACUCCUCACUAAGCCACACUUCUGGUGUCCAUUGCUCUUCCCAGAAGAGGACAACAUUGUGUGAUCAAGGUUUUCCCACUGCACAAUUCAAGUGUUGCUGUUGGAAAUUCAAGCCCUAAAACUGACAGUUAUGUGAACACUUUGUGCACACUUUUUUGUGCAUAAAUCUGUGAUUAUUAUAUUUAAGUGUGAUGUGAUACAUUGUGGUGACCAUGGAUGUGUAGUUUUUGGUAAAAAAAAAAAAACAUUGUACAUUCUUUUUUAUAUCAAAAUAAUUUAAAUUAUUACCUUUAUGGAGUAGAAAUAUAUGAUUUGUGUCUAGGUGAAACACUACGAACAACUGACAAAACACAAAUUGAUGAUCGCAUGAUCAAUGAUUCACCAAAUAAAAAUGUACUCUGUUUCAUGAAAGAGAAAUCAUAGACACAAUAAAUCGUGUUCAUUAUAAUACUAGCAGUUUCCUCUUGAGACUCUUUCACAAACCAAUCCAAAGCAAAACAUGUUUUAAUAAGCCAAAAUAAGGAUGCCUUAUCUGAAUGUGUACUGUAUCUGAUGCAUGUGGGCGCACGCGUGUGCACAGACAGGAACUGUGUACUUACAUAAUCCAAGACAGAUGUCCCUUGCAUGUGCAGUGAACAGCACAGCACUCCUUCCACUUGCACAGUCUUGUCACUAUGCAUUGACAUCAUACAGGUGUUUCAUAGAAUAAGAACUUUCCAAUUUUCGUACGGCUGAUAAUGAUCAUUUCAUUUUCAAUAUAUGAAAAAACAGAAACACUGAGCUCA
Molecule: messenger RNA, 2437 nt
Organism: Corythoichthys intestinalis (scribbled pipefish)
Lineage: Eukaryota; Metazoa; Chordata; Actinopteri; Syngnathiformes; Syngnathidae
Product: dendritic cell-specific transmembrane protein
Exons: 3
Coding region: 196-1716 (506 amino acids)
Cellular component (GO): membrane
Source: RefSeq, a predicted model, not a curated record